Molecule: messenger RNA, 267 nt
Organism: Ilyonectria robusta
Lineage: Eukaryota; Fungi; Ascomycota; Sordariomycetes; Hypocreales; Nectriaceae
Exons: 2
Coding region: 1-267 (88 amino acids)
Biological process (GO): carbohydrate transport; transmembrane transport
Cellular component (GO): membrane
Molecular function (GO): carbohydrate:proton symporter activity
Source: RefSeq, a predicted model, not a curated record
AUGAAAGAUGAGCCUACCAGCCAGUGGCAGAUCCCCAUCGGUCUUCAACUCGUUCCGGCGGUGUUGCUCGGGUGCAGCGUGCUCACUCUCAAGGAGAGUGCUCAAUGGCUUACCAGGAAAGGACAGCAUCAGGAGGCCUUUGAGAGUCUGUCAUGGAUCCGCGGAGAUGCAUCGCAGUCAACGAUUGACGAAAUGAAUGAGAUCAGGUUGGUGGGAGAGGCCGAGGCUGAAGAGACAAAAGGCUUCGAGUUCAAAGAGCUCCUCUGA